UUCCCCUUUACAAACGCUGGCAAAUUGACAUCACUACAGACAGCCUGGUAGAGAACGAACUGCCUCAUCCCAAGUGGACCCCGGCGGCUGGGAGGAGGCAGACAAGAUCUGGGGAAGCUGUGUGUGUGGUUUUAUUUUUCCUACCGAUCCCCAGCUCCUAUUUUUUUUUUUUUUUUGCUGUGUUUCUUUUUUAUAUUCUUGCUGUGUUGGAACUAGCGAGUGGUGGAAGACGAGGAAUCUCAGAAGCCUCUUCAGUCAUCGGGACUGUCAGGAAUAGUGGUUUCAGAGGAAGCUCGGCCUGGGGCACUACACCCUAUCAUCCAGUUCCCUGCUCCAGAGAUCAGCAUUCCAGCUACAUGGGCAAACGCCUGGAUCAGCCACAAAUGUACCCCCAGUACACUUACUACUAUCCUCAUUAUCUCCAAACCAAGUCCUAUGCACCAGCUCCCCACCCCAUGGCUCCUCCCAGCCCCAGCACAAACAGCAGCAGCAACAACAGCAGCAACAACAGCAGCGGGGAACAAUUGAGUAAAACCAACCUGUACAUUCGAGGCCUCCCACCAGGCACCACUGACCAGGACCUAAUCAAGCUGUGCCAACCGUAUGGAAAAAUUGUAUCUACAAAGGCAAUUCUUGACAAAAACACAAAUCAGUGCAAAGGUUAUGGUUUCGUGGAUUUUGACAGUCCCGCAGCUGCGCAGAAAGCGGUAGCAUCUCUCAAGGCAAAUGGCGUGCAGGCACAGAUGGCCAAGCAACAAGAGCAAGACCCAACAAAUCUAUACAUCUCAAAUCUCCCCAUUUCUAUGGAUGAGCAGGAACUUGAGAAUAUGCUGAAACCCUUUGGACAUGUCAUUUCCACAAGAAUACUACGAGAUGCUAACGGAGUCAGCAGAGGCGUUGGCUUUGCCAGAAUGGAGUCUACUGAAAAAUGUGAAGUGGUAAUUCAACAUUUUAAUGGAAAAUACCUGAAAACACCACCUGGCAUCCCAGCCCCUAGUGAGCCUUUACUGUGCAAAUUCGCUGAUGGAGGACAAAAGAAGAGGCAGAAUCAAAGCAAAUACACCCAGAAUGGAAGGCCUUGGCCCAGGGAAGGAGAGGCUGGCAUGGCUCUGACCUAUGACCCCGCAGCUGCCAUACAAAAUGGAUUUUAUUCUUCACCGUACAGUAUUGCAACCAACCGCAUGAUUCCACAGACAUCUAUCACGCCAUUCAUUGCUGCUUCCCCUGUCUCCACAUACCAGGUCCAGAGCACUUCAUGGAUGCCUCAUCCGCCAUACGUUAUGCAACCAACAGGUGCUGUGAUCACGCCGACAAUGGACCAUCCCAUGUCAAUGCAGCCAGCAAACAUGAUGGGCCCCCUGACACAACAGAUGAACCAUCUUUCGUUGGGCACAACAGGAACGAUUCAGUCCCAAGACAGGAUUAUGAUACUCCACCAGCUGUUGUGUCAGUAUAUGACUGCUGCCGCUCCUAUGCAAGGGACCUACAUUCCCCAGUACACGCCUGUGCCUCCGACAGCUGUUUCUAUCGAAGGUGUUGUUGCUGAUACCUCUCCCCAGACAGUGGCACCUUCAUCCCAGGACACCAGUGGUCAGCAGCAACAGAUAGCAGUGGACACAUCCAAUGAACAUGCAUCUGCAUAUUCUUACCAACAGUCUAAACCAUAAGCAAGACUGAAGAAUGUCUGUUCGAAACUUUGCCUUGAAUGAAGAGACUUCAUUGAACAAGAAGUUGGCUCCCAGGUUGCACAGGUGUCAAUGGAAUGCUUUCUUUCUUUCUUUCUUUUUUUUAAUUUUUAAUUUUGUACUUUACCCAACGAAAAACAAAGCAUUUUGUGUGCUGUGCAAAUGGGUCCUUCACGUGGUCUGACUUUAUUUUUUGCCAUCAUUUUUUAAAUUAAAGUAAAAGAAAAAAAAAAUCCCAGAAGAGGAAAAACAGCAAAACAAAAACAUGGAAGGUUCACAUUUUAUCUGGAAGAACAUUUGAAGUCAGAAUUUACCUGAAGGUGUAGAUAGAUUUUUUUUUUUUAACAGAAAAUCUGAUGUCAAGAGGUGGACAAGCAGAAAUGGAAACAAAUUGUCUUCCUCAGUAAUUAAGCUAUUCUUUCUUUUUUUUUUUUUCUUCUUGUUUAAAUGUGGGUUGUUUUUUUAAUUUUUUUUCUUAGAAAUAUUUAGGUAAGGUUUAUCUUGAAUCUUAAUUGCCUUAAUUUUAAGGACGUCAAAGGCUCUCGAGGCAAGCUGUCAACGUCUUGUUAAAAAAAUCAAGAAAGAAUUGAAAUAUUGUGCCAGUUUUCACUGGUACGAGAAGCUUAAGACUCUGAGUUUUUAGGGUGAAAAAAAAACUGUACAGUUUAAAAGAAAAUGUUUUUCUUCAUUUGAAGAAAAUUAGUUGAUAAAAGAAACCAUGGCAACGGCAAGAAUUGGAAAAAUGCUGGGACUUUUCAUGAACUUUGUCUUAAGUGUUGAACCAUUCUAGAAGGCUAAAACAUUUUAUGGUAAAGUUAUUAAGAUUGGUUUAAAAACAACUGCAUUAGAAAUAAUGCGUGUUUGGGGGGGCAGAAUGCAGAUUUUUUUAAUUUACAAAGCGUGAUUGCUAGCGAAAGCAUUAGUGCUUUUUAUCUGCAGUCUUUUUUAUGAGCUUUACAAAGUUUUUAGUCAGCUUUGCUUGUCACAUUGCAAAACCUAGCUUAUGAGCAUUAAAAAAAAAACACAAAAAACUUAAGUAGAUAGGAGCUUAUGGUCAAAAGUGCAAAAACAAAACAAACAAACAAACAAAAAAACAACAAAAAAAGCAAUAGAUAGAGAAAUUGUUGACAAUUUCUGUAGUCUUUCCUAGUUGUGAUCAAAUUCAGCCUAUGGAUGGCCUAUUUUAUACCAAAGAUGAAGUGGUACCCUAUUGCAGUCCAGAAGAUAGAGGUUGUUUUUCUUUACUUUUCUUUUAAAAUUUUUAUUUGACCGACAUGGCCGGACCAGUUCUUACUUUGUUGUUUGUUUAAACUACCUUCCACUGGUAUUUUACAUACUGCCAAAAAAAAAAAUUUUUUUUUUGUACAUUUGUUGUCAGUAGAAGCUUGCCCCUGCUGUGAUCAUGGAUGCCAAGGGAGAGAGCCCCGUGGCCCUGAAUUCCACGAGCUUCUCCUGUUCCUCGCCAGCUCUCGUGAAUAGUGGAACCUGUAUUGAUGGCCACCAAUAAGCUAAAACACUUUUUUAACAGGUUGACAUUUCUUUUUGUGAAUCUUGAAUGAAAGACACUUCCUGAACCUGGUCUGAAGGGUCACUUGU
Messenger RNA from Molossus molossus (Pallas's mastiff bat), 3281 nucleotides. It is a transcript of the gene RBMS3, whose product is annotated as RNA binding motif single stranded interacting protein 3. Gene Ontology annotation, cellular component: ribonucleoprotein complex; nucleus; cytosol. NCBI's taxonomy places the organism in Eukaryota, Metazoa, Chordata, Mammalia, Chiroptera, Molossidae. The transcript has 15 exons. The record is from RefSeq and is a predicted model, not a curated record. Gene Ontology annotation, molecular function: poly(U) RNA binding; poly(A) binding; mRNA 3'-UTR binding. Bases 357 to 1667 code for a protein of 436 amino acids.